Molecule: messenger RNA, 836 nt
Organism: Bursaphelenchus xylophilus (pine wood nematode)
Lineage: Eukaryota; Metazoa; Nematoda; Chromadorea; Rhabditida; Aphelenchoididae
Source: the annotation of a GenBank genome assembly
AUGAGCACACUAAAGUGUCUAAAAUUCAUGUUCGUAUUUCUUCAUUUGCUUGGAUUAGUCAUCAUUCUUGUCGCAGUCGCCUUGCCAAAGUGGUUUACAACCAGCCCGGGCUCUUACAGUUCAUUGUUCGCACUGUAUUGCGAUGGAGACUGCGAGUGCGUCAAGGUAAAUUGACCAACAAUACAUCGACAGUUUUUGUCAUUGAAAAGUUUCAAAAUCUUUGAACAACUUCGUUCAGCACAAGACAAUGAACAUUUAUUUCAUUUUCCAGGAAUUCUCCCACUCUAAUAAUCGCUGGAUCGGUACGUUUGCCGUUUUCGUUGGAAUUGCUGGGAUCAUUUUGUCGACGAUUGCGCUGCCUUUUUCGGUUCGUCGCAACAGCCCUGAGGGCUUCAUUAAUAUUGGAAUUGUGAAUAUUUUUGGCUCGUUGAUUGGAGCCAGUGGACUGGGAGUUUUGACAUAUUUUUUUUGGAAUUGUAAGCCUGCAGAGUGGUUAAAUAUUGCUAAAUAUUUAGUUUAUAAAACUGUAAUUCUUUUUUCCGAUGUUUGAGAUUUACAUAAAUUCGUCUCGAAAUAAGUAUUGGCCCCUAUUUUUAGCCGACUGCAAAAUCAUUCGAGAAAUUGGUCUCCCAAUUCCUUUGUUCACUGUCGGAUUGAUUAUCGUAUUAUUCACCGGUGUGUUCAGCAUUGUCAUCGCUAAGUUCACACGCACAAAACAAGAGGAAUCAGAAGACUCGGCAACUCGAGAACAAGCCCCAUUCACUGAUCUGUUUGGAGAACGGAGCUUCAAGAACAACACCUCCAGCUUUUUGUCAUUUGGAAGUCGAGAGGACUAA